Messenger RNA from Topomyia yanbarensis, 819 nucleotides. RefSeq lists its product as uncharacterized. NCBI's taxonomy places the organism in Eukaryota, Metazoa, Arthropoda, Insecta, Diptera, Culicidae. The record is from RefSeq and is a predicted model, not a curated record. Bases 1 to 819 code for a protein of 272 amino acids. The transcript has a single exon.
AUGGUUCAGCGUGUGAUAAAGGUACACGAACAAGGUGGAUUCAAGCUGCUAAAGUUCUCGUCGAACUCCAGAGCUGUGUUGGAUUCACUCGAUCCUGAAAUAGUAGCGGAACAGAAACAGGAUGGUAUUCGUGUCCUCGGAAUCAAGUGGGACCUGCAGUCCGAUGAAUUUGUAUUUCCAUUCAAUUUUCCAAAACUGGAUGCGUUGUAUCGGACCGGGAAAGCGGUGCCUACGAUGCGGCAACUGUUGAAAUUUAUGAUGGGCAUCUUUGACCCGCUAAGUUUACUCAGUCCUGUUACGAUUCAACUGAAGUUCAUCUUUCAAGAACUGUGGCGGCUGCAGUCCGGAUGGGAUGAUGAAAUUCCGGACGGUCUUGUUCCCAGAUGGAUGGAGUGGUUAAAGGAAACUGCAAAGCUAGGAGAAAUACGACUGCCAAGAUACUACUAUCCAACGGUACCGUCAUUCGAUAAUGUGGAAUUACACGCUUUCUGUGACGCGAGUGAUAAGGCCUUCGCUUGUGUGAUCUACAUGGUUCAUCAUCGAGAGGGUAAGUCACACGUUACUUUGGUUUAUGCAAAAUCAAGGGUAGCGCCCCUGAAGGCACAAACCGUGCCGCGAUUGGAACUGCAAGGAUGCGUUCUGGCCAGCCAAAUGAUCCAUGUACUGCAGUCAGAGCUGACGAUAGAAGUCAAGAAGAUUUUCUUCUGGAGUGACUCGAAGAUCUGUUUGAGUUGGCUGAAGACAAAUCAAAAACUGACGGCAUACGUUGGUGCUCGCGUUAUGCAAAUCAAAGAGAAUGGUCACGGCGUAGAGUUGUGA